This is a messenger RNA of Prionailurus viverrinus (fishing cat), 1373 nucleotides long. RefSeq names its product sprouty RTK signaling antagonist 4 (gene SPRY4). Lineage: Eukaryota; Metazoa; Chordata; Mammalia; Carnivora; Felidae. Gene Ontology annotation, biological process: negative regulation of fibroblast growth factor receptor signaling pathway; animal organ development; multicellular organism development. The coding region runs from base 215 to 1114 and encodes 299 amino acids. The transcript has 2 exons. Gene Ontology annotation, cellular component: membrane; cytosol. The record is from RefSeq and is a predicted model, not a curated record.
GGAGGCAGCGAGAGGAGCUGACAGCGCGGAGCUGGCGCUGCGGAGCGCAAGGAGUCCUAUCGGUUUCUCCCGCCGACGUCUGCGAGGACAGCAGCGUCUGACCCGCCCGGGUUCGGAGAUUUAUACAGGCGUGGAGCAAUGCUUAUGGCUCUGCGGCUCCUCAAAGGCCCCUAGAAGCCUGUUCCUCAGCACAGUCCAGGACCUCUCCAGCCCCAUGGAGCCCCCGAUCCCACAGAGCGUCCCCUUGACUCCCAGCUCAGUCAUGGUCCAGCCCCUACUUGACAGCCGCAUGCCCCACGGCCGCCUCCAACACCCACUCACCAUCCUCCCCAUCGACCAGAUGAAGACCAGCCACGUGGAGAAUGACUACAUAGACAACCCCGGCCUGGUGCCCCCCAUUGGCCCGAAGCGGACCCGGGGUGGGGCCCCAGAGCUGGCCCUGACGCCGGCCCGCUGUGACCAGGACGUCACCCACCACUGGAUCUCCUUCAGCGGGCGCCCCAGCUCUGUGAGCAGCAGCAGCAGCACGUCCUCUGACCAGCGUCUCUUAGACCACAUGGCACCACCGCCCGUGGCUGACCAGGCCUCCCCCAGGGCUGUGCGCAUCCAGCCCAAGGCCAUCCACUGCAAGCCACUGGACUUCAAGGGCCCAGCAGUCCCACCGGAGCUGGACAAGCACUUCUUGCUGUGCGAGGCCUGUGGGAAGUGUAAGUGCAAGGAGUGUGCAUCACCCCGGACACUGCCCUCCUGCUGGGUCUGCAACCAGGAGUGCCUGUGCUCAGCCCAGACCCUGGUCAACUACGGCACCUGCAUGUGCCUGGUGCAAGGCAUCUUCUACCACUGUACCAACGAGGACGACGAGGGCUCCUGCGCUGACCACCCCUGCUCCUGCUCCCGCUCAAACUGCUGCGCCCGCUGGUCCUUCAUGGGCGCCCUCUCCCUGGUGCUGCCGUGCCUACUCUGCUACCUGCCCGCCACCGGCUGCGUGAAGCUGGCCCAGCGCGGCUACGACCGCCUGCGCCGCCCUGGUUGUCGAUGCAAGCACACGAACAGCGUCAUCUGCAAGGCAGCCGCCGGCGACGCCAAGGCCAGCAAACCGGACAAGUCUUUCUGACACUUUGGGUCGAAGCCCCCGUGCUGCUACCCCUGGAACUCGGUUCCCUUCUGACACCUGAGAAGACCACAGCGAGGCCAGAGGUUUUAGUGUCCUGAGGCUGACCUUGCUGGUCUGCCCCACUCCCCAUCCUCAGCUUCUGAAGAAAUGAAGACCACCACCGCCCGCCCUCUCUUCCCCAAAAGGAUGAAGAAGCACUUUGGGUUUUUUUUCAGGGUCCCGGAACUUUGUGUCAGACAGUGGCAGGGGCGUGGUGUGG